Molecule: messenger RNA, 1827 nt
Organism: Effrenium voratum
Lineage: Eukaryota; Dinophyceae; Suessiales; Symbiodiniaceae
Source: the annotation of a GenBank genome assembly
AUGGCCCGCUCUUGCGCAGUGGUGGGAGUGUUGCUGGCGGCGGCGGCCGCAGGGAGCUGCUUCCUUAGCGGAGUGCCUACUCAGCCGCCCCGCGCAAACACAGCCCCUCACCACAUCGAGGCGUUGAAGUCGGCACCGGUGCAGAGCAGCGAGAGCAGCUGGUCCUGGGCCGCACCUCUCUUGAGCUUUGGCGCCGCUCUUGGCUUGGUCUUCGGCCUUGUGGCCGCCCAGCCUGCCAAGGCCAUCACGGCUGAGCAGUUCAGCCAGCUCACCUACAAUCAGGUCAGGGGCUCCGGCUUGGCGAACCGCUGCCCCACCGUGGAGUCCAACGGCAGUGAGGUGCCAGUGAAGAGCGGCUCCCGCCUCAUCAACGUGUGCUUCGAGCCCAAGUCCUUUGCGGUGGAGUUCGAGACUGACAAGGGCAAGGAGUUCGCCACCACCAAGCUGACCACUCGCCAGACCUACAGCCUGGCUUUCGUUGAGGGCAGCCUGGAUCCCAACCCCAUCACCUUCAAGGAGCAGGAUGGCAUGGACUUCGCAGCCACGACUGUGAAGCUGCCGGAUGGCCAGUACGUGCCUUUCCUGUUCACCGUCAAGGAGCUGGUGGCCAAGGGUGAGGGCAGCUCCUUCAAGCCUGGCUUCACUUGGGGUGGCGAGUUCAGCGUGCCUUCCUACCGGACUGGUGGUUUCCUGGACCCUAAGGCCCGCGGCAUGUACUUGGGCUACGAUCAGGCGGUGGCCCUGCCUGCCAUGCAGGCUGAUGGCAAGGGCGGUCAGGAGGACCUCUUCAAGGAGACCAACAAGGUCUUUGACCUUGGCAAGGGUGCCAUCGAGAUGGAGGUGAACAAGGUGAACCAGGAGCUCGGCGAGAUCGGUGGCGUCUUCGUCUCCAAGCAGCCUUCCGACACCGACAUGGGUGCCAAGGCUCCAAGGACCAUUCUGCUGAAGGGCAUUUUCUACGGAAAGGCGUUGAAGUCGGCACCGGUGCAGAGCAGCGAGAGCAGCUGGUCCUGGGCCGCACCUCUCUUGAGCUUUGGCGCCGCUCUUGGCUUGGUCUUCGGCCUUGUGGCCGCCCAGCCUGCCAAGGCCAUCACGGCUGAGCAGUUCAGCCAGCUCACCUACAAUCAGGUCAGGGGCUCCGGCUUGGCGAACCGCUGCCCCACCGUGGAGUCCAACGGCAGUGAGGUGCCAGUGAAGAGCGGCUCCCGCCUCAUCAACGUGUGCUUCGAGCCCAAGUCCUUUGCGGUGGAGUUCGAGACUGACAAGGGCAAGGAGUUCGCCACCACCAAGCUGACCACUCGCCAGACCUACAGCCUGGCUUUCGUUGAGGGCAGCCUGGAUCCCAACCCCAUCACCUUCAAGGAGCAGGAUGGCAUGGACUUCGCAGCCACGACUGUGAAGCUGCCGGAUGGCCAGUACGUGCCUUUCCUGUUCACCGUCAAGGAGCUGGUGGCCAAGGGUGAGGGCAGCUCCUUCAAGCCUGGCUUCACUUGGGGUGGCGAGUUCAGCGUGCCUUCCUACCGGACUGGUGGUUUCCUGGACCCUAAGGCCCGCGGCAUGUACUUGGGCUACGAUCAGGCGGUGGCCCUGCCUGCCAUGCAGGCUGAUGGCAAGGGCGGUCAGGAGGACCUCUUCAAGGAGACCAACAAGGUCUUUGACCUUGGCAAGGGUGCCAUCGAGAUGGAGGUGAACAAGGUGAACCAGGAGCUCGGCGAGAUCGGUGGCGUCUUCGUCUCCAAGCAGCCUUCCGACACCGACAUGGGUGCCAAGGCUCCAAGGACCAUUCUGCUGAAGGGCAUUUUCUACGGAAAGGUUGUGAACGCCUGA